Messenger RNA from Suillus subalutaceus, 1572 nucleotides. Its product is annotated as FAD binding domain-containing protein. The record is from RefSeq and is a predicted model, not a curated record. Lineage: Eukaryota; Fungi; Basidiomycota; Agaricomycetes; Boletales; Suillaceae. The coding region runs from base 1 to 1572 and encodes 523 amino acids. The transcript has 2 exons.
AUGUCCACACAUUACGAUUGCAUCGUGGUUGGGAGCGGCCAUGCAGGUUGCUCGGCAGCCCUUGCCGCUGUUGAGGCAGGUUGUACCUCUGUCCUUAUCGUCGAGAAAGCCCCACACGAUUGGGUCGGCGGCAACGGCUACUUCACAGCAGGUGCACAUAGAACAGUCCACGGGGGAUUACAAGAUCUUCUCCCAAUCGUGCGCAAUGUCACGCCAGAGCAGGCAUCCAAGAUCGACAUGGAUCCCUACACUGUCGAGGACUUCAUCGGGGACAUUAAGCGCCUUGGCCAAGAUAAGCCAGACGCUAAGCUGGUGAGGUCCAUGGUGGAAUCUUCGAGAGAAGCGGUGGAAUGGCUCGCGCGGAUAAUAGGUAUUCCGUUCAUUCUGUCGUUCCACCGCCAAGCAUACGAGGUGAAUGGGAGGCAAAAGUUCUGGGGCGGUAUGGCACUCAGUACUGAGGAUGGCGGAAAGGGGUUGAUUAAGGCCCAUAUGAAGGCACUAGAAAAAGCCGGAGUGGAGAUUUGGUUCGAGUCUCCUGCCGUCAGGCUCAGGGUUGAGAAAGGAACAAUAACGGGUCUUGUGGUUCAGACGGACGGCAUGGAAUUAGACCUUUCAGCCUCUUCGGUAGUGCUGGCAGCAGGAGGUUACGAAUCUAGCUCAGAGCUCCGGGCUAAACAUCUUGGUUCUGAAUGGGAAAAGGCACGCGUCAGGGGCACUCCUUUCAAUACGGGUGAUGGCUUUGCCAUGGCCCAAGCUGUUGGUGCAAAACUUGUUGGAGAUUGGGCAGGAUGUCACAGCACGUGUUGGGAUGCAAAUGCACCAGCAGACGCAGGCGACAGGGAGCUCAGUAAUCAGUUCACGAAGUCAGGUUAUCCUCUGGGUAUCAUGGUUAACAUCUAUGGCCAACGCUUCGUCGAUGAAGGGCAGGAUUUCAGAAAUUUCACAUAUGCCAAGUUUGGGCGACAAAUCCUUCUUCAACCGGAAGGAUGUGCAUUCCAAGUGUGGGGUGCGGACAUGGAUCCAUUUCUCCGGAAGGAGGAAUAUGGGGAUGAGAUUGUCGAGAAGAUCUUGGCUGGAAACAUGGAGGAACUUGCAGACAAGCUCCUUGAGAAAGGGCUCAAGGACAAAGAGUGUUUUCUCAAGACAGUGCGCGAUUACAAUGCGGCAGUCCAAAAUCAUCGUGCUGAACACCCAACUCUUGGAUGGGACCCCACGAUCAAAGAUGGACUCUCGACUCAGUCUACCACGGUAGUGCUGCAACUUCCAAAGUCAAAUUGGGCACUGCCGAUCGAUCAGGGACCCUUCCUGGCGGUAAAAGUUGCGUGUGGUAUCACUUUUACUUUCGGUGGGCUCGCUAUAGAUCCGGAUACCGCUGGCGUGCUGUCGAAAGAGACAGAUACGCCAAUAAAAGGUCUUUUCUGCACGGGGGAGAUGGUUGGUGGUUUGUUUUAUAACAACUACCCCGGAGGUAGCGGACUGACUGCUGGGGCUGUGUUCGGACGAAAAGCGGGGGGUCAAGCAGCCAAGCUCACUGGGAAAUCAGUCGAGUACGGGGUACAGGAGGGUUUUUAA